Molecule: messenger RNA, 1174 nt
Organism: Triticum aestivum (bread wheat)
Lineage: Eukaryota; Viridiplantae; Streptophyta; Magnoliopsida; Poales; Poaceae
Exons: 6
Coding region: 1-702 (233 amino acids)
Source: RefSeq, a predicted model, not a curated record
AUGAGAGAAAAUUCCAAGGUAACGAGAGAUACAUCAGUUCAUACUUCCGAAUACCCGUGUCCACGUCGCGCAUGUGGGCUCAGCGGGGGGCACACACCUGACGCAAAAGGGACCUUUUGCACAGAGCGUGCAGUGCGGUACCUCGUGGGCCCGGUACUGUCGUACCAAGUUGGAGGCUGUCCUGCGUCUCGCACCGCUUCUCUUUUUCGAUUUGGGGCUGGAGGUCCGUCUGGAUCUGUUCAUGGCGACUCCGGCAGCGACGGCACCGGCGUUGGCCUCUGGAUCGAUGGGGCGGCAAGCGAUUCCGUGGUGCGCGGCGUGCCGUUCGUUUCCGGCACCGCCGGUCCCGCCGUGGCCGACUCUGCCGUAGGCGUAAAGUCGCCGGAGACACCAGCGGUGGAUCAGGUCCCGCCGGCUCGCGGCCUGGUUGGCGACCUGUCUGAUGUCGACCUGUCCGGCGAGUCCUGCACGACGUUGCGUCGGCUGGCGGAGGUGUGGCGUCGGCAGGCGCCGGUGACGGGGCGCGCACCGUCGACUCCUGCAGCGCAGUUCAGUCCUUCAGCCCCAGUGCUCCGGCGGCGGCGAGCACCACUAUCCACGUUGGCUGGAAGCGCAGGAGAAGGAUUCUCCGGACGAUUUUUGGUACAUGAUGAUUGUUGGGGCCAAGGGUACCCCGCGGACCAGAUGAGAGGGCGGCUGUAGUUCGUGUGCCGGCGCUUGAAGCUGCGAUCCGAGGAUUCGCCAAUAGAGGGACUGAUGUGGUUGUCAACCCGUCGAUGGGCACAGUAUUUGACUCGCUGACAGAGGCCUAUGAAUUCUACAAUUUGUAUUCAUGGGAGGUGAGCCGGCAGAAUGUCAACGGGACCAAAUGCAUGUAGGAGAUCGUGUGCGGCUGCGCCGGUAAACCAAAGAGGGAGAACAGUUCAUCGUUGAGAAGCAAUUGUGCCGCCAUGAUUCGUCUACACCCGACAGAUGAUGGGGGGUGGUAUAUAUGCCUCGGAAAAUCGUGCUUCUCACAACCAUAAACUGCUUAGGACUUGUGCUGAGAAGCUGCACUGGCCAACCAAUGCUUGUGCGUGUUUGAAAAAGCUUGUGCGUGUUUGAAUGAGAACGUGCAAACGAUCAGUACUGUCCGGCCGUGUGAAUACAUCCAGGGCGAUAAGUUUUUACUUUA